CCUUAAAGGCGUCCUUCAAUUGUAGGAACGACUGACGAUACGGCCCUAAGAUUCGUUCAAUUAAUGAAAAAUAGAUCAUAUCGUGAUGGAAUUAAAAGAUCGCCGUACCAAACAAUGUUUGGUUGUGAUGUUAAAGUUGGCUUAAAAUCAUCAGUUAUUCUGCCUCACGAAGCAAUCGACAAGAUCAAGAAUAACAGUAGCGAGGUAAAUAAGACAGAAAUCGAAUCCAAUGGAAAUGAAAUUACAGAAAAAGCAGUUUGCCAGCUUUGUGACCAAAAAGGAGAUAAAAAGUGUGCAAAAAGAAACAGAACAUUAAUAAUAGGAAAUAUGCGGCAGUUUCAACAGGCUAAUAAAAUGACAGCUUCGUCAAAUGAAAAGUUUCCUCCUUGCAAGUCACUCUCCAUGUGUGAGUACUCCACCACUGGCUCAGCUAAAGAUAAAUAUAUAAGAGCAGGAUGUUUGUGGACUACAAGUGUUGCGAGAAUAUUUGACCCGAAAAUUAUUACAGAGGUUCGUAAUGGAUUAGAAAAGAAUUUAGAUUAUAUUGACCGAAACUAUAAGAGAGUUAACGUUGACUGUUUGUUUGGAGUGGCACUCGCAACAGCACUGAUUGACGAUGCUUAUCAGAAUGGUACACACAUCAUGGAUAAAAGCUCUUUGGAAAUCAUGGAGAAGUCAUUAGUCAUUCUGAAGAAAAGUAUACCAUAUUCUAGAGAAAAAUCUGAAUGGAUUACAGACGCUUUUCUAUAUCCUACCAUAUGGCGAAAGAAUAUCUGUUACAGAAGCAAUGCUCUCCAUAUCCCUAACUUGCCAAGUUUCAAAUAUGUGAAAAAAAUCUUUAAUCGCGAUUACAUAGACGGUUCUGAAAUUGACUUCUGUUUACAAAAUAUAGUUAACUUUACAAAUUCUAUGGUACCAACAAGGUGUUUCAUUGAUAGAAGGUGUUGGAAAUAUUUUGAGCCCGACGAAAACUCAGUUGGUUACCUGUUGACUCACAAGCUUUUGAUUCUUCAGCUAGCUAAAGCAAGAAAAUGUUAUUUGAACGAUAAUGUCUAUGGAACGAAGACAGAAGAAUUAUGCUCCUCAAUACUGAGCGAAGUUGUCAAUGCUGAUUAUUAUGGAUAUUUAGACAACAUGUUUGAUCUGUAUUUAGAACAAGUUGUUUUAUGUGGGUACGAAGGUUAUACAGAAUUUUUACAAAACAAGUGGUUGUACUACAUACUGAAGUCACAAAGAUCAUCUGGCUGCUUCCCAGCUUUCUUGGAUGACAGCCUGAAAACGCGAAUGAAAAGGAACAGUAACACUUUGGAUGAUGGUUGUGUAGAUCAUACAACAGGACUUGGGGCAGCUGUGCUAGCCCUUCAUUACAACUACAUCAUCAAAGAGUAUCCUGCAACUCGAUAGAUAUGUGCUUGCUUUGUGUAUAAAACCAAAUAUACUCUUAUUCAUUAGUGCAAUUAAUUUUUCAUUUAAACAGAUUCUGAACACAAGAAGACCAAGACAACUGCCAUAGGGAAAAUUAUCGGCAUUAAAACUUUGUUUAUGGAGUUUAGAGCCUAUCUCUCGAUUUUAUGUCUUAUUCAAUAAUCCAUUAUGUAAAAAUGUAAAUUCCACAGACUUUGCUUUGCUGUACCUACUGACUUGGUUGUCUAUUUUCGGUUCAGCAUGAAUAUAGGAAAACAAACUGUAGUAAACAAGAUCACUCAAACAAAAUGAUUUCCC
Molecule: messenger RNA, 1722 nt
Organism: Acanthoscelides obtectus
Lineage: Eukaryota; Metazoa; Arthropoda; Insecta; Coleoptera; Chrysomelidae
Source: the annotation of a GenBank genome assembly